Messenger RNA from Dictyostelium discoideum AX4, 702 nucleotides. It is a transcript of the gene rabV, whose product is annotated as Rab GTPase. NCBI's taxonomy places the organism in Eukaryota, Evosea, Eumycetozoa, Dictyosteliales, Dictyosteliaceae. The coding region runs from base 1 to 702 and encodes 233 amino acids. The transcript is spliced from 3 exons. The record is from RefSeq and is a predicted model, not a curated record. Gene Ontology annotation, molecular function: GTP binding; GTPase activity.
AUGAGUAACAAAAAAAACAAUAUAAUUAAAAUAAUGAUAUUAGGAGAAAAGGAAGUUGGAAAAUCAUCAUUAUUAAUAAGAGCUACUAAAGAUGAAUUUAACUCACAAUAUAUACCAACAAUUGGAAUAGAUUUUGAUUAUAAAAUUAUGGAGAUUAAAGGAGAAAAAUAUAAAUUACAAAUUUGGGAUUAUGUUUCCCAUGAUCAUAUUAAUGUUUUUAAUAAACAAGUUUUAUCAAAUACAAAAAUAAUACUAUUAUUAUUUGAUCUUACAAAUAAAUCAUCUUUUGAUUCUAUAAAUAAUUGGUUAUUAAAAUUGGAUCAAUCAAAUAAAGAUAAUUCAAUUCAAAUAUUUUUAGUUGGUACAAAAUCAGAUUUAAUUUCAAAUAGACAAGUUUCGUUAUUAGAUAUUCAAUCAAAAUUUAUUCAAAAUAAUAAUAAUAAUAAUAAUAAUAAUAAUAAUAAUAAUAAUAAUAAUAAUAAUAAUAAUAAUAAUAAUAAUAAUAAUAAUAAUAAUAGUAAUAAUAAUAAUAAUAAUAAUUUACAAUAUUUUGAAAUUUCGUCGAAAGAUAAUAAUAAUGUUGAAUUUCUUUUUACUUCGGUUAUUGACUAUUAUUUAUUAAAAGCUCAACCGAAAUUCGAAGAAGAGAUAAAGAACAAAAAAAAAAAAUUAAAAAUAACUGUUUCGUGGUUUGACAUUUGA